AUGCUCUUCAGCUCUGUGUCGACCUGCAGCCUGCAAGAUCUGAGCAUGGAGGACGUGGGCCAGACCUUGCGGGAACGGAAGAUUCAGGUCUCUGUGGUUUCUCUCAGCCCGGAGAUUUACGUGCUCAAACGCCUCUGCGUUGACACCUUCGGCCGCUUUGAAGUUGCCUUGAACUCCAAGCAUUUCGAGGAGCUCCUCAGUUCCCACCUGGCUGCGCCGGUCUCCGUCGCCAGACAGCUGGCGCCCAAACUCGUUCGUAUGGGUUUUCCGAAGCUGCUGCAGCCAGAGGCAAAGAGGCAGCUGGAGACCUGCACCUGUCACUUCGAAGUGCACGGAACCCUGUAUGUCUGCCCCCGCUGCUCCGCGCGGAGCUGUGGGCUGCCGAGUCGCUGCAAAGUUUGCGACCUUCCCCUGGUGUCGGCCAGCGUGCUCGCCAGGGCCUUCAGGAGUGUGGUACCGCUACCCGCCUUUCCGCAAGGUGCGCCGACGCCUUCCUGCGGAGGGUGCCUGCUACCUAUCCACGACUCAGGGCGCCAGUGCACCAGCUGCCAGACAGUCUUCUGCCAGGCAUGUGAUGACUUUCUGCAUACCACGCUUCGACAGUGCCCUGGCUGCCUCGUUCAUGGCCGUGCGCGGAAACGCAGCCUCGACGCGAGCGAUGAAAGGAUUCGAGUGCAGGGCUGA
Symbiodinium natans is the source of this 684-nucleotide messenger RNA. The record is from the annotation of a GenBank genome assembly. NCBI's taxonomy places the organism in Eukaryota, Dinophyceae, Suessiales, Symbiodiniaceae.